Messenger RNA from Mya arenaria, 3703 nucleotides. Its product is annotated as mucin-22-like. The transcript is spliced from 10 exons. The coding region runs from base 303 to 1733 and encodes 476 amino acids. Lineage: Eukaryota; Metazoa; Mollusca; Bivalvia; Myida; Myidae. The record is from RefSeq and is a predicted model, not a curated record.
CAUUUACCAACACCCCUUUGUGCGUUGUCAAACGGGCAUUUUAUUCAAUGAAAUCAGAUCGAUUUGGUCAGGACUUAAAUAUCACUUAAUUUGACUUGUCUGAGACCUUUUUGUAAGCGACAUGAUGAAUGAAAACGUUAAAGAAACAUGGGUUAACUUUUAAGAUGUUUUUCAAGCGAUAGUUGUACCAUCGAGCGUUAUUGCCGCUGUGAGGAUUUUAUUAAGCAAUAAAUGUUUGAUAAUAGAUCGAUAAUAAUUAAUGAAAUUUAUGAAUAGAGAACGGACAAACAUGACAACGUUUUAUGAAGAUAUUUCUCAUUAUUUUUUUUAAGUUUGUUAGAAAAAACAACAGCGGAAAUCAUAAUUCAGAGCAGUUCAUAGUUAAUGUUUGCAAGGUGGAUUUGUAUGAAAUGUUUGGAUUAAAUAUCAAUUUUUUAGCUGCUGAAAUUUUCACAAUUUCGCUAUGGACUCUUUUCCAUUUCAUCGAGGGUGGCUGUAACUGGCCAAGCGCCUUCGCCAGCACGACAUGGGAGGACAACGAGAGAGGAACGUUGACGUUCUCCGCGACGGAAGUGACCGGUUUAAGCAUCGACGUCUCCGCUAGGGACUCCUCCACGGGAUUUAUUGACACGUGGGAAUGUGCCAGCAUGGCGGACUUUGGUUCGCGGGGUAUUCUCACCCUCAAGUCGACACAGGUUUUCACGUCAGUAGGAGCCACCUAUGUGGCCUACCUGUGCCUUGUCAUGACCCAGAUAACCGGGGCAGACUCCUACUACUACUAUCAAAAGCAUGCGAUGGAGGGCACGCUAAACGAGCGGGUGAAGAUCUUCACCGACGGCUCAUUAACGACGGCCGCCGAGAUUUGCGGCUCCGUCACAGUGCCCACUGAGGAUUUUCACUUUAUGGUCAAAACAGGGUCUGAGACGGCGUCCAAACAGUACUGUUCGCCUUCUCUAUUGGCGAAGUUUGAUUACGAGGUAACGGACGCCAGCGGGGCGGUUACGUGUGAUACGUCAACGGAUAACUGGAACGUAUGCACGGAUAGAACAGCAAUGACAUUCGAUUACUCGACAUGUCCUACAGAAAUGAUGUAUUCAGCUACUGGGACGGUGGUGUGUAUGGUCAAUCUGACGUCGACAUAUGAAUACGUCGUGGUUUACAAUACUGACGCGUCGGCUUCAUCAAAGUUCUCGUGUGUGGUGUCCGAUUCUGCUGGUACGGCGGCAACGUUCGUUUCCGGCCGGUGCGGACAGACGAGCCAGACGCCGACGGUGUUCGCUCAGGAUUCCAGCGGCACCAACAUAGGAUUCAAGGUCACCAUGACCCCUACAGAAACCUGUCCGUUUCUGCAACCGACAACGGCCACAACCACGACCACGUCCGCCACAACUGCGGGCACACAGCCAGAGCCUGAAGGUGGUAGUAUCAUUCCAAUCAUCAUUGGAGCUGUUGUCGGCCUGCUGCUUUUGCUUCUUGCUGUUGCCAUCGCUAUUUAUUGCUGGAAGCGGAAGAAGAACCGUGUCACGGAACACACAGAUGAAAAAACCGGCAUACCACCCGAUUCUUCAAAUAACGAAGCAGAUAACGUAAAUGUGGUUCGCAUGAAGGUGGAAGAAAUUGACAAUCCUGCGUUGACGGUCGGCCCGCUCGAGCGAAACACUCUGACGCCUUUACCCAGAAGCCGCCAUCCGGAUGUACAACCUGUUGUGCCACCAAUUCCUAACCACGUGUAAAAUUGAUUGUAGAUGAAAUGUGUACAACGGGAAUAUAACCUUAAUUUAAAGAAAUCAUUUUACUAUGUGUUGUGCAACUACCUUAUCUGUUUUAUAUAACAUCCAUCAGAGUGUUCACAUUCAUGACAUUCAUCUGAAAGUAAAGCAAAACCAAACAGUUUAAUAUAGCAUUCCAGUGAAGACUACAAGGACAGGUCCAGUAGCCCAAAAACUUAACUUCUUAUACGCUUUUGUUUACAGGCACAAUGAUCAAGGCUUACUUUUAUAUCUUUAUAUAUAUGUUCUGGACUCGAGAAAUGUUUUUGAAUUUCUUAUUUGUUUUAUCAAGGCAGAGUCCUUGGUUUUAAUAUAUUAUCACUUUUUGUACACAGCUACAAAAACCUUUUAAAAAUAAAACAUGAUAUAUUUUUAUGGUAGAGAUCGCGUGUUCGGCGUGCUGUGUUAGUUAAACAGUAUUUUUGUAUGGACAGAAGUAGACAGGAUAGUAUUAAUUAUCAUAUUAUUUAUACACUUUUCAUUGUUGAUGUAUAUACAUGUAUUAUUUAUGCUUUUUAAAGCCAAACUCUACUUUAACUUUCUGCGAUGUCAGUAUUUAAAUAUGUAUGUUUAGUCUUAAUUCAACGAGUGUUUGUUUUGUAUAUUGUGCACAUAGUAUUCAGAUUAUAUGUUCAAGUCAUUCGCAUUAUUCCCAUUAAGGAUUUUUCACAGUGCAAAAUUAGUUUGAAGGACGAAAACAUAUUUUUUUUUAAAUCCUGUUUUACUUACUUUUGAGAUUCACUAUUUAGCAAGCAUAAUCCAUACCUCCGUUGUAACAUAUAUAGGUGUAAUUAGGAGUUGAGCAGAUUUUACGAAAGAAGGUUUUGGAAGAUUUUCAAUCAUAAAACAGUUUGCAUUUUCUUUUGAAACGACAUUAUACAAAAUGAAGAUGUUUUGUGUCAAAAUAGUCAAACCUAUCCUAUUAACAAUGUAUUGUGGUGUUUGUGGUGAUUUAAGCUAUUUUUAAAAAAGAAGUUUUUAUUUUUGUAACCAGAAAAUUAAUCUAAUCGUCUUCUUUCAUUAUUUGAUUGAAUAGCUUUCUUAUUUGUAAAGAGAUCUUCAAAAAACAUUUUUCAUUGUUUAUUGGGUAGUCUUGGGCAUUUUGACACAGAAUCAUACUUUUAGUAGCGACAGUCAUUUUCGAAGAAAAAGCAAACGCUUUUUUAUCCAAAAUGUCGUAAAAUCUUCUUUCGUAGAAUUUGGUCAACUUGUUUUUUACAACUUAACAUGUCACAAAUGAUGAAAAGAUUAAACAUCAACUUUUGACACAUGUUUGACCUUACCCAACCACUUAUGCACUGUGGUAGACACUUGACAUCCUUAUAAGACUCAGAUUGGCGUUUCAGUAUAUGCACUUUUAUAAAUAUGUCACAUGCUCAGAAAAGUCAAUGUCCGGAACCCGGUACCCCCUGCUUGCAAGUCAGGCGCUCUUCCAAAUGAGGUACCGGCUCGUAUAUUUCAUACACUCACAGUCAUGUGCGAGUCAAAUACGUAACAUACACUCAUCUGUGCUGGAAAUUGUCCACGAAUUCCUUGAUUCACAAACCAGACCAUAUAUAACCACUGUGGGCUUCUCGACUCACACCAAUUCUCCGUUCCAUUCAUGCACGGGAUACUUUGGUGAUUUUUGUCAAAUAAUAAGUUAGGUUCAAUAAAACUAUAUUGUCUUCCUUUGUUUAUUGAAAUAACUGUUUAAUAACAAACAGGAAACGUAUCUUUAGCCUUGCAAUAACUAUAUGAAAAAAUAUAACAAAAUUGUUGCCUUUCUUAAAUGGCAAACUGGUGAGCCAUAUGGUUAACAUGAAUGCUAUUUGUGUGUGGUUAGGAGUAACACGACCUUUUUCUGUUUCGUUGAUGUUUUUUUUCUACCAUUGCGUUGUUAAUCAUUGUUUUGUCUCAACCUCAUAGUUUUAAUAAAAUAAGUUUAAAAGACA